Parnassius apollo (apollo) is the source of this 2094-nucleotide messenger RNA. NCBI's taxonomy places the organism in Eukaryota, Metazoa, Arthropoda, Insecta, Lepidoptera, Papilionidae. The record is from the annotation of a GenBank genome assembly.
AUGAGCCGAUGGAAAAAUUUGAAUUCUGAUGAUAUUCAACAGUUUCUCGAAAUUCCUUCCGGUAGUGAAGAUGACCUGGAACUGUCUGAUGAGGACAGCGAUGACGACUUGAUCAGAAUCCAGGAUUUGGUGUUGAACGAAGUGGAGAUGUGCCCUGAAGUACUACAGGAUGAUUUCUUCGAUGAGAACGUGAGCAUACCUAGUCCAAGGUCAAGCAGUAGUAUGUUAGUGAUUCAGCCAACAAGCAGUUCUUCUAACACAGCCAACGUUGCAUCACAACCUAGUACUUGCAGGCAAGUAAAUCCUAGAUCCAGCCGAGUAGCAUCACGACCUCAAGCAGUACCUACUCCCCGCAUCAUUUCACCUUCCCCACAGCCUGUCAGGCCAGCCAGGCCAAAACCUAAGAGAGAAUACAUAUGGCGGAAGAUGGACUUUCAGCUACCUGAUACCACAUUUACUGGCGUUGACGUGUUGGAACAACCAUAUACUACAUUUGAAACACCUUUGCAGUACUUUUUGCACUUUUUUGACGACGAUUUGUUGGAUCACAUUGCUGAAGAAUCUACUAAAUACAGCAUACAGAAGGAUUGCUCAAAGCCAGUUUUGGUUACAAAGACGGAACUCAAAAAAUAUUUAGGCAUCUGUCUCUUGUUAGGUGAGGAGAGCCAGGACACGACAGACUUUUCCGUAUUGGAAACAUUGAUAAAGAAAUGUCAAACUGUGCCGAAACGAGAGACACUUUCGGUGGAUGAGCAAAUGUGCGCUACCAAAGCCUGCAACUUCCUCCGCCAGUAUCUCCCGAACAAACCUCAUAAGUGGGGAUACAAGUUGUUGGUGUUGUGUGAUGAUAAAGGUUUUGCUUAUGACUUUGAAAUCUACUCCGGCGCAGAAAAUGAUCCUGAGUUGAGGCUGCCCGACGAAUGUGAUUUAGGAGCGAGUAGCAACAUUGUUGUACGCCUAUGUCGCAGUGUUCCAAGAAAUCAAAAUUAUAAGAUCUUUUUCGAUAAUUAUUACACGUCUCCUGAAUUUAUUUCUUACUUGGCUAAAAAAGGCAUUCAUACAUUAGGCACCGUGAACAAGGGUCGUAUGGGGAUGACUUUGAAAAUGCCAUCUCAAAAAGAAUUGACGGCCGCUAAAAGGCCGCGCGGCUAUUCAGAAGGAUGGGUGGCUACUGUUGAUGCAGUACCAGUCUCAGCAGUGCUGUGGCGAGACAGCAAAUCUGUUGUUCUCGCAUCUUCUUUUGUCGGUGAACAACCUAAAUACAAAGCAAAACGUUUCUGUAAGAAACGUCAACAAUACACAGAAGUCAACGCCCCAAAUAUUAUUGGACAUUACAAUCGGCAUAUGGGCGGAGUAGAUCUCCUUGACUCUUUCAUAGGAAAACACAAAAUAAAAAUGCGUACAAGAAAGUGGUACAUGAGAAUAUUCUAUCAUUUGCUAGAUGUGAUGCUGAUAAAUAGCUGGCUUUUAUAUAAAAGAGUAGAGACGCAGAGGGAAAACACAAAAAUGAUGAAGUUACGAGAAUUCCGACUGGAGGUGGCCAAAGCAUUGUGUUGGUGUGGACCGUCAAUAAUAAAGAAGAGAGGAAGACCCUCCUCAUUUGUAUCUGACAUGCUUGAUGAAAGAAUCAAAAGGAAGCCAAAACUCAAUGUACCACCAAAAGAUGUCAGGACCGAUGGAAUGGAACACUUUCCUAUUUGGUCUAACAUUAGGAAGCGAGGGUCAAGCAAGAUGGUGCGAAAUUAUGUUCGUAAAACAGACAGAGGGACAUAUCCAAAAGAAAAAUUGCUAGAAGCCGUAGAAAGAGUCAAGAACGGAGAUUUAUCAGCUUAUAGAGCCUCUAUAGAAUAUGGGAUUCCACGAGCAACAAUAGUAGCAAGAGUGUACGACAGAUAUGGUCUAAAAUCAAAUUCUUUGGGGAGAUGUACAGUUCUUCCUGAAGCGAUAGAAGAAAAAUUGGCAAAACACUUACACGUAAUGGAGAAAUAUGGGUUUGGCCUCACAAGAGUUGAAAUCAUGGAACUGGUCGGACACUACAUCGCCAAGAAUCAAAUCGAUAAUCCUUUUAAAAAUGGAAUCCCGGGAGCACUCUGA